This is a messenger RNA of Drosophila suzukii, 2493 nucleotides long. Its product is annotated as probable serine/threonine-protein kinase kinX. NCBI's taxonomy places the organism in Eukaryota, Metazoa, Arthropoda, Insecta, Diptera, Drosophilidae. The record is from RefSeq and is a predicted model, not a curated record.
AUGACCAAGUUCGUGGUGGUGGGCCUGUGCCUGCUGAUGGCCUUCGGCCAGAUGGCUUCCGUUUCCGGCGUGACCGAGGCUCCGGAGGUGGAGCAGUCGACGGAGUCGCCCAUCGCCGACAUGGCGCUGAUUGAAGAUUUGGCGCCAAUGGCACCCAAAACGCCCACGGAGAAGCCGCCCCUUGUCCAGGAUGCCCCAGUGGCUCCAGUGGCCGUGGUGGAGGUCCAGGAGAAGGCUGCCGCACAACCGCACACGGUGGCCGAUUUCAUAAUCCACCCACUGAUCGCCUUUAAGCCACGUCAGGCCAGCCUGGAGGAGAUCCAGGGCAAGCAGGCACAGGGGGCACCAGGCUCCUCCUCGGGCACCCCCGCCGCCCCGGGCACCUGGCUCUUCGGCAUGAAUCCCGCCCAGCAGCUGGGCUCCUCAUUCUCCUCGCUGGCCGGUUCCGUUUCCGGUUGGUUCAACGAUCGCCUGCAGCUGCCCGGUCUGGUAGAGACCCCUGUGAGGGAGUCCACCAGCACCAGCAGCACCACCUCCACCACCACCCAGCGACCGGAUAUCGUGGUGCGAGUGCAGCAGCGUCCCCAGCGUAACGGCAACCGCAAUGGCAACCGGAAUGGUAACCUCAAUGGAGGUAACCUGAACAACAGGCGUCGCCAGCAGCGCCCCAACCGGUUCAACAACCUAUUGGACUCCUUCGAGGACGACUACUACGAGGAUGACUACUACCAGGGCAACCGAUUCGAUGAGGAGUUCGACGACGACGAGGACGAGCAGAGCCUGGAGCAGUUCGAGGAUGACGAUUCCUUGGAGCUGCGUCCCCAGCAGAAGCCCAAGAGGAAGCAGACCCAGGUGCAGAGCCAGAGUCAGCGCAGGAAGUUCCAGCAGGAGGAGGAGCAGCAGGUGGUCAGCCAGAAGCGUCGUCAGCCCCUGAACACCCAGAACAAGAAGACCAAGGUGCAGAAGAAGCCAGUUAAGCCGGUAGUGGAGGAAGCCCAGGAUGAGGAGGAGCAGGAGGACGAGGAUGCCGAAAACGACGACGAGGAGGAGCAGGAGGACCAGGCCCAGGAUGACGAUAGCCAGGAGCAGGACUUUCAGCCCGAGCCCGCCGUCGGUUCCACCACGUCGACGAGGCGCAGCCAGAACCAGCCCAACUUCAUCCAGCGCGGCCAGCAGAGCAUCAUCAGCCAGAUCCGCCAGUUCACCAGGGGUCAGACGCCCGGAGAACUGGCCACCACGUUGAGGAGGACCCCCGUCUCCUCCUCCGGCUCCUCAAAGACCCGUCGUCCCCAGCAGACGACUCUGCUGGUGAACCGCAAUGGUCAGACUGUUUACUUGGCCCCCGAGCUCCUCAACCUGAACUCUCCUUAUCCCUACGCCUAUGUCCAGGGACAGACCAAGAAGCAGCGCGUCCCUGUCAGCGGAGCCUUCCCCCAGCCCCCACUAACGGUGCCGGUGAGGCGUCAGGGUCGUCCCACCCAGUACAUCACCAUUCCCUGGAGCCAACUGGGUCUCUCCCCACCGGAUCAGCAGUCGAUGGUCUCCCUGGCCGAAGGCAUCCAGGCCCAGCCCCUGAUCCUGAACAUCCCCCAGAGCGCCAUUAGUCCAGUGAGGACGGGAUCCUCCGGUGGCCAGAAGAAGAAGCAGCGACCCCACCUGACCGCCUCGGCUGUGCCGCUCUUGGCCGAUGCCUCCCUGAUGGACAUCUUCCAACCGCCCCAGAUCCCGCCCUCCAGGACCGGAGCUGCCUCCUCAUCGUCAUCCUCCUCGGGAUCCGGAGCCUCCAUCAAGCCCAUCUCCGCCCAGCCCGUUCUGAUUGCCGCUAAGCCCGUGAAGGCCGGCGGAGCCAACGGACUGCUCCCCACUCGCAUCCGUCCGGGAACGAUUGUGGAGAAGGCCCCCGCCAUGGAGGAGAAGCCCAUGGAGGCCACCGAGGUCAAGCAGGAGCAGGAGAUGAUGGCCACCGAGGCGGUUGCCCCCAUGGUGGCGGCCAGCAGUCCCGAGCAACAGGAGUUCAUCCUGGUCGGCGAUGAUGACGAGCCCGGUCUCUCCCGACAUGUCCAGCCCGCUUACGGUGAUGCCCGCUAUGUGUCCUACGGCGAUUUCCAUCCCUACCUCGAUCUGCUCACUCAGAACAGGCGAUUCGCCCUGAGGAAGAGCGGUAGGUCCUUGGAAAACCCCGAGGAGCAGGCGCCAGUAAUCCCUCAGGAGGAAGUUCAGAAGGAGGAGGUUAAGAUGGAGGAAGUGGAAAAGAAGGAGGAAGUGCCAAAGGAGGAGGUUAAGAAGGAGGAGCCUCAGAAGGAAGAAGUUCAAAAGGAGGAGAUUGAAAAGGAGGAGCCCAAAAAGGAGGAGAUCAAGAAGGAGGAACCCCAGAAGGUGGAGAUCAAGAUGGAGGAACCCCAGAAGGAGGAGAUCAAGGUGGAGGAGCCCCAAAAGGAGGAGAUCAAGAAGGAGGAACCCCAGCCCCUGGAGCAGUCAAAACUCCCAGCAUAA